Candidozyma auris is the source of this 1206-nucleotide messenger RNA. RefSeq lists its product as uncharacterized. Lineage: Eukaryota; Fungi; Ascomycota; Pichiomycetes; Serinales; Metschnikowiaceae. The transcript has a single exon. Gene Ontology annotation, molecular function: calcium ion binding. The record is from RefSeq and is a predicted model, not a curated record. Bases 1 to 1206 code for a protein of 401 amino acids.
AUGAAUUCAGACGAUCUACCCGUUUACCCUACGCCCCAACAGGCCACAUACAUUGUUGGCGGCUCCCAGUCACAUCCUCAACAAGAUCACCACGCGAGUCAUCAACCACGUCGCGCUCAUGGUAAUCCUCACAAUUCGUCUAGACACCAGACACCCCAUCAUAACUACAAAUCCUACCCUAGUCAGGGCCUACCGGCAAUGCCUGGCCCGUACUCUACACAGCCAGGCCAGGCUUACCUGUCUUAUCCAACUCCAUCUCGUCCCGGCUAUCAACAAGCACCACCACCAGCUUCUCAGCAGCCUCCACAGCAGCAGUAUUAUCUGCAACAGUAUUCUCUGCAGCAGCCAACACAGUACGGAAGUCAGGCUCAGUACUACCAGACUCAGCCUUCCCAGCCUCUGAACUACAGGCAGUAUUCUCAGCAACAACAACAACCGCAACAUGUGCCCAAUCAAUCUCAGUAUGACCAGUACAUGUCUCCUCCUCAGACCCAUGCUGUUCCUCCCCCACAACAUCCACAGCAGCAACUUCGUAUGGUCUCUCUGAAUCUGCAACAACAGCAUGCCCAGACCUCACCGCAAGUUUCAAAGAAGGCUCCUGUCGUUUCCCUGAGCCAUAAUCGCUCCAAGGAAAGCCUCCCUGAGUCAAAGCUGUCCAGUAAACAGAGAUUGGAGGCUGAGUUGCGUUCUACUUUUGAUAGAGUAGAUGUGAAUCAUCUGGGGAGAAUCUCAGCAAGAGAAUUGUCCAUGGCCUUACUCAAUUUCGAUAACACUCGUUUCCAAGAGUCCACCGUGCGCCUCAUGCUUAAGCUCUUUAGCAAUUCAGGCUCUUCGUCGCCAAAAGGUCUCAACUUUGACCAAUUUGUAUCCUUGUGGAAGUAUUUGACGGCCUACAAGAAGCUAUUUGUGGCGGCUGAUCUGAACAAAUCGGGAGACAUUUCGUUUGGUGAGUUUCAAAGGAUCCUUGAACAAAUUGGCUACAAGCUCAAUGUCGAUCUUGUGCUUCAUAUAUUCCAGAAGUUCAGCAAUAAAGAGUCUUCCCCAGAUGGUGCUUCAGUUGGAAAACUAAAGUUUGACGCUUUCAUUGAGUUAUUAGUGUACCUCCGGAAGCUAACAGAUAUCUUCAAGCAAUAUGACAAAGACCUCUCUGGUGUCGCAACUAUCAGUUACCUGGAUUUUCUACUAGAAAUUAGCAAUCUCGGAUAA